Molecule: messenger RNA, 6855 nt
Organism: Brachypodium distachyon (stiff brome)
Lineage: Eukaryota; Viridiplantae; Streptophyta; Magnoliopsida; Poales; Poaceae
Product: internalin-I
Exons: 7
Coding region: 4743-6557 (604 amino acids)
Molecular function (GO): protein binding
Source: RefSeq, a predicted model, not a curated record
GUCGGCCCUCCCGUGACCCCGUCCCACCGACUCCCCCUCGAAUCCUCCCCCUCUGGUGCCUCACGCCGGCGCUGCCCCUGCCGCCGCCGCGGGCUCGUUGCUGCCGCCGCCACCUCUGCUGCGCCAUCCCCCGUCUAUCCUGCUGUGCCGCUGCCGCCACCUCUGCUGCGCUAUCCCCCGUCUCUUCUGCUGUGCCGCGCCGCCGCGGGCUCGUUGCCGCCGCCGCCGCCUCUGGUGCUGUGCCGCGGCGCUGCGGGAUCGUUGCCGACGCCUCUUCUGCGCCAUCCACGGUCCCUGCUGCUGCUGUGCCGCCCCUGCCUGUUCUUCUCUCCAGACGAUGAGGCUGAGGUGGGGGUGGUCGAGGGCAGAGGCGAUUUUUUCCCCUCUCCGACGGAGGCUUCGGUUCUUCUCUUUCCCGCCCAGUAAGCUGGUGCUCCGCUUGUUGUUGUGUUCUUCGUCGGCCGUUUCUGUGAGCUUUGCUCCGCUUGUUGCGCUUCUGGCCUUGGCUUCUGGUGGCGGCAUCAUUAUGGUUUCGGAGCUGCUCAACUCGAGAGGGUCUGGUUUAUUCUGUGGCAGUGUGCACUGGCUUAAUUUGGGGGUUUCAUUUCAGCGUGCAGUUGCUACUCAGCUUAAUUAGCUAUAGGGAAAAAACUUCUUGCAGCGUUAGUUACAGUGUGCAGCGUGUUGUGUGAUCUGAUGAUCCCUGAGAGUAUGUAAUGUAUAGUUCCUGAUUAACAGAACAGUGUAUGAAUUUUGGUAUUCAUCUCCUGACCAACUCAUAGACAUUGAUUCUGCUAGACUAGAUGUCUCUUCUGUGGGUUUUAGUUUUAGUUACUCUGCACCUCUCCUUUUUCCUUUCUACAAAAUUUGUGCAAGAAACUGUUGGGAUGAAAUUCCACUCUCAGAUGAGUAGGACAAUAAGAUCAUCAUCAUCAGGGAAACCCCUGCGAUUCUUAUUCCCUGUGUGCUCCAAAAAGCUUGAACAGAAACCUCAAACCUUACGUGACAAGGAAAUCACUGUCCAUGGAUCUAGGAGGACCAUCCGGCGACAUUUUUCUGCUGCAUUUCAGUCGGUGUUCAUGGUACGACACAACUGGCCUUGUCGGUCGAUUCUUUCCUGGUCGAUUUGCGCUCACGGUGAUCCAUGCUGAAUUAACACUCAUUUUGAUCAACUUGUUAGCUAAUGAAUUAAACACUCAUUUGCUACCAGCAUGAACAACUGUCCAUGAACUCACCCUGAGUGCCUCAUCUGCAUCCUUGUGACACCAAUUCAGGACCUACCAUCCGUGUCAAUUGCUGUACACAAGUCCUGGGGGAUCCUAAUUGGACACCCAAUUGCACAAGUGCCACUACAUCAGCCAGCUGGGUUGAUCAUUUGUCCGUUUGUGUUACGGAUGCUGGGUGGCAAACUAGCUAGUCCAAUUUUUGGAUGAAAAGAACAUGACACUGGUAAGUCAUUCCUCGUCAUUUUUAAUUUAUAGAUUGUUUUGUCUCUUUUAAAAUUGCAUUCUCCUGUACAAGUUUUGCACUAUGCUAUCGCUGCAAUCAUAAUGUUGCCAAAUUGCAAUUGCACCACCUCAUCUACUCGUUUUCAUUCAAUUUUGAUGGUGUUUUAAUUUGUAACUGCACUGAUAAUUGCACUGUUGCAGUUCAGCCUUCUGUAUAUUUUUUGAGUGCACUUCUUUUAUUUUGUGAUUUUCUGGUUGAAUGGUCUCAGCCCCGCUAGAAGUUAUUGAUUUAGUUUGUCGCAAUAAUGAGGAUAAGCUCAAUUUUUGUUCCUUUCUUCUCUUUUAGGAAUCUGUUUAUAAAUUGCAGCCUCUUCUAAAUCAAAUUGCACUUCUUCUGUUGCAACAUUAGAUACUUCAGACUGCAAUUCCAGAUUUUAGGCUUCUAGCUACGUUUCGAUUUUUGCGUUCUAAAUUAUGCAAUCUAUCCCAAUUGUAUUUUUUUCAUCAAAUAUAAGUGCACUGCCUUCUCUCUACUCCAAUAAUUGCUUUUAUUGUUCUCUUUUUGCUAUUUUUUGCAAUCGAAGCGCUUGAUAUCUGCUAGUCACUAUGUAAUCUGCCCUUAAUGGGAUGCUUUUAUUGGACAAUUUAGCUCUGUCGAAAUUCUAGCAUUCUCUAUCGUUAAAUUCUAUGUCUAUAUGACAAAACUGAGGUGACAGCAGCCACAGCUGAUUGGUUUUGGGGGAGUUUUUUCUUAAUUAUUGCACUCUCCUAGGCCAAAUUUUGCACUGUUCCAUCAAUGCAAUUAUGAUGUAGUCAAGUUGCAAUUACACUGCCUCCUCGACUUGCGUAACUUUUAUUUUUUUUGCAAUUCCAAGCACUUAACCGGUUAAUGCGGCCAUUUCAACUGGUUGUCAUUAUUUUGGUUGUUUUCCUUGUAGCAUUUUUGGAGGGAAAUUUUCUGUAAUGGAGAACAAAAUAUAAUAGGUUACAGUAGAAAGCCCAAUUAAUAAUUUCUGGAGGGAAAAACACAUAAGACUGCUAUUUUUGUUUUUGUCCAUUAGAUCUUUGAUGUACAACUUGCUUUUGCCGCUUUGGUCCUGGAGCAGCAGCAUUCCUUGUCCAUCGCUUAACCAAGAUCAACAUCAAGGAAGGCAUGGCAAUUAUCUAUGUGUUUGUUAAAUAUGACAUUUUUUAUGUUUUUAUUUUUGUAAUUACUUGUUUUUGCCGCUGUUACCCUUUUUGGGCAGGGCUCUUUUGUGUGUGUAUGUGUGUUGCUGGAUGUCUGAAACAUUUUCAGGGUGUGUUUUUAGCUAGUUAGUACUAAUUGGUUUCUUGAUUCUUUCAAAAAUUCCCGGAACCAAUAUCAAAUGGCCUUAGGACAGCUAACAAAGGCGAUAUUCUUAUUUACACUGGAGAGCCGGAGGUCGCAACCGAACUCAAGUUUCAUAUUGACUCCGACAGACGCCUGGUCUGGAAGAAGAGAAGAAUCAUAUUUCUGUUCUUCAAGGAGAUGUCCUGCCUAGUAGUCUAUGUUAAGAAGCUCUGAGUAUCUUGGUAGCAACUUUUUUGAAGCACUGAACCAAGCAACUCUAAUGGGUUGUGUUUGCAUGCCCAUCCCUAAACUGCAUGCAUAUAUGGAUGAACUGGUACCUUUUCUGUCCGUGUUAUGUGUGAUUACCAUCGCAGCACACCAUGUUUCUUGCACCACUUUAUUUGUUGAUUGUGACAUAUGUUUUUUGUUUUGUAUAUGGUUUACUUAUGAGCUUUGGACACUUUGGUUUGGGGACGCAGAUGUUUCGUCGAAUCAGCAGUGAACAGGUACUUUACUACUUGCUGCGAUCUGUCCCCUUGAUGCCAUUUAAUAAAAUGAAAUUACGUGCACUUUACUACUAGCAAUCAAACAUCGCAUGAAAUGCAAUUGUAGCUUAUUGACACUGGAAUUGCAGUCCAGUUUUGAAUUUUGCUGAUUGUUGCUUCUUUUGUUCACCACAUGAAUUUCAGUUUGUGUAACACUGGAAUUGCAUGUGGUCUAACAUGUGCAAUAGCAUCUUGUCAAAUGCAAUUGUAAUUGUUUCUCAUUGUGGAGCAGUUGUUAUGUUCAUUACCCUUAGAUUCUUAGUUUUCUUUAUCAUAUAGACUUUUUGAAAUUGUCACUCAGUUACUGUACUGUGUUUCCUUUUGCUGUAGCUGAAAUGCAUGUAAGUGCCAUUUUAUUUUGUUUAUGUGUCUAGUUUUCUUUUUUAAAAAGCACAUGACUAGUUUUUGGCCACAAAUCAGGUGACUGAAUUUUUGUCAGAAAUCAGGCGACUGUUUUCUUUGGAGUGAUUUUUGGGCCCAAAUCAGGCGCCUAUUCUAUACACAGAGCCUUAGUAAUUCUACAUCAUGAACUACAGUUAACGCUAACUCACAGAACCAUAUUUCAUGGAAAAGUUCUUUAAGAAAUCCUAAAUUAAUUGUAUCGUAGAACCACAUUUCUACGGACAAACUUUCUCGGAUAGCCAAAAUCUCACAGAUUAGAUCAUUUCACCUAGUUUUCUUCUGCUCCCCAUGUCAUCUUCUUCCUCCUCCAGCCAUCACCGUGGCCAAGCAGGACAUCGCCUCCAUUGCCGAGCAGCACACCGUUGUCGUGGCUGACUUCGCGUCCCGCUCGCCUCAGCCUUGAUCCCUUCAACCUACGUGGCCUUGAAUCCGUGCCUGAGCCGUCCUUUAUCGCCUCAAUCACUAUAAAUGUCCAAAAAUUUUAGCACCAUCUUUUUCCAGCUUCUAGCUCUGCGAUUGGCUGCCACCCAUUCUCAAAGGUACUGCGCCACCUCCAUCCGAUUAGCCUCCACCUUCUCUAUCUCCUCCACCCCUUGAUGCGCCACCCUGAUCGCCGCACCACCUCCAUUCAAAAGUAAUUCGCCACUUCUUGUCUUAUGACAUGAGGGUCCUAUCCGUCAGGAUUCCUUGAGACAAUUAACUGGUUCCAUGAAACCCUAGGCCACGAGAAGCGUGGUUUUAACCUAUUUUUUUUAGAAGCGCGGUUUUAAGUAUGCCGCGGUCCACGGGCGUACAUUUGCCGGGCUGGCUUGGCAGUUGGCAGGUUCGCAGAAGCCCGCGUCCACCCUGAGGCUGAGAGCCUGAGAGGUGCCAGCAAAGCCCAUUCCGGACUUCCAGACUGGAGUUCCAGUCGCUUCUCGUUUUCAGACAUCGUGCCGAGCUCCGCGGAGGACCUGGGAUCCCGUCAAUUUUCCUCCCUCCCUCCCUCCGUCCGGUCAAGCGGCGGCUCCCACCGCCACGCCGCGCCGUCCAGCCAUGGCGGCCGUCUCUGGCUCCUCCGACGGUGGCAGCGAAACGCGGCUGGUUGACCGCUGCAUAGAUGCAGCGGCGCGUGGCCCUGCCACCGUGGAUGCCUGGCGCCGGCAGCGCCGGUCGCUGGAGCGCCUCCCCGGGCAGCUGGCGGACGCGCUGCUCCAACGCCUCGCCGCCCGCCGCCUCCUUUCCCCCUCCCUACUCGAGGUUUUCCGGCACUCGGUGGAGGAGAUCGACUUGAGCGGGAACAUCGCUGUAGAUGCGGAGUGGCUAGCUUACCUCGGCUCGUUCCGGUACCUGAGGGUCCUCAAGCUGGCGGAUUGCAAGAAUGUCAACAACUCUGCUGUCUGGGCACUCUCAGGCAUGAGUACUCUGAAAGAAUUGGUCUUGUCGAGAUGCUCAAGGAUAUCAGAUGCGGGCAUCAAACAUAUAGUCUCCAUUGAUAGUUUGGAGAAGCUACACUUAUCUGAGACUGGAUUGACUGACAAUGGGGUGACGCUGAUCUCUGCACUACAAAACUUAGAUUUGCUAGAUUUGGGAGGAAUUCAUAUGACUGACAAAACCUUGCGGUCACUACAGGUAUUGACACGUCUUGAGCACCUUGAUAUAUGGGGUAGUGAAAUUACAAAUGAGGGAGCUUCAGUCCUUAAAGCAUUUACAAGAUUGAGUUUCUUAAAUGUUUCUUGGACACAUGUGACUCGCUUACCACCUCUUCCAAACCUGCAACAUCUUAAUAUGAGCAACUGCACAAUUCAUUCUAUUCGUGAUGGGGAUUCUGAAGUUAAUGUUCCUCUGGAAAAGUUUACUGUCUGUGCGGCCUCAUUCGGUAACAUUUUUGAAGUGUUCUCCAGCAUCCAAGGAAGCUCAUUGUUGUACUUGGACAUGUCCGGUUGUUCUUUAAGCAACUUGCAUAUCUUUGAAAAGAUGAAACAUAUAGAGCAUCUGGACCUUAGCUUCAGCAGAAUAACAGAUGCUGCAAUCCAGCAUGUUGCAAAUAUUGGAAUGAACCUGAGACACCUAAGCCUCAAGAAUACUGGAAUAACCUCUCAGGCACCAUGUAUUUUGGCAGGAACAGUUCCAAACCUGUCUUCGCUGUCUUUAGCUUAUACAGAAAUUGAUGAUUCUGCUCUAGCAUAUAUCAGCAUGAUGCCUUCACUGAGAGUGAUAGAUCUAAGUCACACAAGUAUUAAAGGGUUCACUUGUGUUGAAGUAAACUCGGAGAAAAUACCGUCGAUGCCUCCACUUGAGCAUCUGAUGUACCUUGAAAGUCUCAAUCUGGAGGACACAGCACUGUCAGAUGAAGUCAUACCUCCCUUGGCAUCCUUCAGAGCUAUAAAAUAUUUGUACCUAAAAAGUGAUUUCUUGUCUGAUCCUGCCUUGCAUGCCCUUUCUUCCGCCUCAAAUUUGACACAUCUUGGAUUUUGUGGGAAUAUAUUAUCAGACUCAGGGCUUCUGCAAUUUGUGCCCCCCGCCAAGCUACGUGUGUUAGAUUUAAGCGGCUGCUGGAUCUUGACAGGAGAUGCUGUUUCAACAUUUUGUAAGCACCACCCAGUUAUUGAGGUGACACAUGAACUGUGGCAGGAACUUCAACCAAAUAGUGGUGGUACUUCGCAAGUUCACAAGUCUAGGCAACUUCCAAAGGCAAAAACAGAAGCUGUAAACCGUCAGGCUGGCCCUAGUAGGCUUUCUGGUAUAUUCUUUGUAGAUGAAAGGAUAAAAUACAGCAGGGAGGAAUUGAUGGAGCUCCAACACCUUACAGAAUUAAAUUCAGUGAUGCAUGGUGUGCAUCUUCCACCAGAACUGUGGAGGAUGGGAUGAGACAAAUUCUGGUUUACUUUAUCAUGGACUUCAUCUUGUCAUUUGAUAAAUUAUUUCCACCUUUUCAUUUUGAGAGCGGCAAUUUUGAAUUUUUGUUAUUUGACAUUCCGCUGAUCUCUCUCUCCCUACCGCAAACUGGCCGACUGUUGUAAUAUCAAGAAUUUGAUUGUGUAAUUUGUAUACUUAUGUAACCCUGGCAAAUGAUUGCAAUCAGCUCAGCUGUUAUUGCAUAGGGCAUUUCUUUUUGGUUGUCAGGUGUGAUCACGCUUUUAGAUAUGUGAUGGUUUUUAUCUUCAAA